This is a messenger RNA of Plutella xylostella (diamondback moth), 2404 nucleotides long. RefSeq lists its product as uncharacterized. Gene Ontology annotation, molecular function: metalloendopeptidase activity. Gene Ontology annotation, biological process: proteolysis. NCBI's taxonomy places the organism in Eukaryota, Metazoa, Arthropoda, Insecta, Lepidoptera, Plutellidae. The record is from RefSeq and is a predicted model, not a curated record.
UGUUGUUGACAGAUGUCAAUUUUCACAUACGAAACGAUCGCAAUUUCGCAGCAGAGAAAAAUAUUACAAGACCAAAAUCGAUUUCUAUGGAAAUAGUGCAUAUUUUUGAAUUGAUUUGCAACUUUGCACAGUGUAAUUCAUAAAUAUAUCAUGGCUCUUUCAUUUUUGCGGACUAAGCUUGUGGCUCGACACGUAAAAAGCCAUUUAUAUCAGAACAAACGCAACGCGGGAUAUGUGGUGUUAAUUCCUGAAAUAGGCGAAGAUGCCGACAAGAGCAUGCUGCUUUCAGAAAAUGGCUUACCGGAGUUCAAUGACCUUACAAUAGAAAAAUGCAUUGCUGCUAUCAGCAAACAGAGCCUGGAGUAUGAAACUGGGGUAAAACAAAUAGAAUCAUCCGCACCCAAUUGCAAAAAUGCAUUUGUGGAAAUAUUCCGCCCCUUGGAACUGCUUGACAGUCCCUUAGAGUUGACAUGGGGCAUGGCCAAAACAUUAUAUUUAGGAAACAGCUGCUUAAUGCCAACCAAGUCAUACAUCAAAAUUCAUGAGCGAGCUCACAGGGCAAGAGCGUCCAAAUUCAAUAGCAGACCUAUAUUCCAAGCAGCUGUUGCAGAAAAAAACCGUCUCAAGAAACUUACUGAUGAGGAACAGAGACUCCUAGAUAAGUAUGUGUUAGAAGGUAAACUCAAUGGACUGGAUGUAGAUGGCAUCAACAGAGAGAAACUAAACAACAUUGUAGCAGAGAUGCAAAAAGAGAGAAACUUUUUCAGAGACAAGGUUAGCACUGCCACAAAGAUCUUUAGCAGCACAAUUGAAAACGGUGAGAUUGUGAAAGACUUUCCUGAAAGCCUUUUAAAGUCAAUGUCGGUCCACAAUCACCCAAAUAAAGGUCCGUGGAAGAUUACCUUGCAGCCAUUCAUUUAUGAACCAUUUAUGCAGUACUGCCCGGUGAGAGGCCUGCGCUGGAAUGCGUGGCAGGCACACACCCAGAGAUGCUCUGGAUAUGGCAACAAAGACUUGGAGUCAAGUACACAUCUCGAGAAAAUCCGUGGCCUGCGUCAGGAGCAAGCAAAAAUACUUGGCUAUGAUACUUUUGCUGACAUGAGCAUGGAAACCAAGAUGGCUGGCUCCAUUGAAAAUAUCUACAGCCAUUUAGACAGCUUGCUGGAACAUGCAAGGCCCAUGCAAGAUGUGGAAUUGCAGAGUUUGCAAGAUUUUGCCAAUGAGAGAGGCUUCGAUGACAGACUUGAGUUCUGGGAUGUCCCCUACUGGCAGAGGAAGCAGAAGUGGUCUCUGUACAACUAUGAUGAGGACAAGAUACGAGAAUACUUCCCAUUACCAAGAGUUAUGAACAGCCUGUUCAAUUUGUGCAGUACAUUGUUCAAAAUAGAAAUAGUGGAAAGACAAGAUGUUCACACAUGGCACAAGGAUGUUAAGUUUUACAAUAUUUUUGAUGAAUCAACUAAUCAACCCAUUGCUGGGUUUUACCUGGACCCAUAUGCACGUCAAGAUGAGAAGAUCCGCAUUUACGAUGACGCCGGCUGGCAUGUGUCGAUGAGAAACAAGAGCACUGUGUCAUCCACCAACCCACUAUCAGCUCUGAUCUUUAAUUUCCAAGCUCCAGAGGGAGAAAAGCAGUCUUUGCUCUCUUUCCAAGAAGUCGGCGUGCUGUUCCAACGAUUCGGCCACGCACUGAGGCAUUUACUGACCAGAGCUAACUACUCAGAAGUGGCUGGCUUAUCCAAUGUUGAAUGGGACACAGCAGAAGUCUGCGGGCAUGUGAUGACGCACUGGCUCUAUGACCCCAACACUAUAAAGGCUAUCAGUGGCCACUACAAGACUGAGGAGCAACUACCAGAAGACAUGAUUGUAAACCUGCAGAAGGUCCGAGGCCACAUGGCGGGCUACGACCUGUGCAAGGAGCUCUAUCUGUCCAGGUUAGACCUGGAGUUGCACUCGACGAAGACAUUCUGGCGCGAUCUAGUCCGUGAGAUGUGGCCGAGAUACCACUCUCUACCGUUCGACAAAUACGACUCCCACCCUCUAUCAUUCACGAAGAUCAUGUCUGAGGAAUGGGCGGCUGCUUACUACAGUCACUUAUGGUCUCGGAUGAUAGCGGCGGAUAUUUACAGCGCGUUUGAGGAGGCUCGGCAGAGGGACGGUGACGUGUUGUCGGUGGGACAGCGGUACCGGGAGACGUUCCUGGCUGCUGGCGGCGGCUGCCACCCCGCCGAGGUGUUCCGCCGGUUCCGCGGCCGAGACCCCUCCCCGCAAGCCCUACUCAACAACCUGCGACUCUCAAAUAAAAUGAUAGAGGAGUAGCGUGGAUAGUAUUUAUUGUUUUAAUUAGACGUAAUGUAAUUAAUUAUAUUUAUGGUAACGAUAAUAUACGAUAUUUGUUCCUAAA